Molecule: messenger RNA, 2539 nt
Organism: Monopterus albus (swamp eel)
Lineage: Eukaryota; Metazoa; Chordata; Actinopteri; Synbranchiformes; Synbranchidae
Gene: fam131ab
Product: family with sequence similarity 131 member Ab
Exons: 5
Coding region: 621-1646 (341 amino acids)
Source: RefSeq, a predicted model, not a curated record
AGGCGGAAACUCAUGCGGGCUGUAUAUAAGCAGUUAAACGUGGGGUUUUUGUAUCAAUGUGUCACCUUCCAAUGGUUCACUGUCUGACCGGGCGUCUGCGUGAGCGCACACAGAGCGUGCAGAGAUCGGAGAUCGGUGCUGGUGGUGUGCUGUAGACUUGACCGACAGUAAGCGAGAUGAAUCCACAGGCCCUGCAGCUGCCAGGCUGGGAAGAAACCCAUGCUGCCUCCACAGACUGCCACGACGCUGUCCGUUGUUCGCUGUGCUGCUGACCCGCAUGCCAAGACCCGUCACCCGGUGACGUAGAGCUGAGCCUCAUCCAACAAACAAACAAACAAACAAACAAACAAAAAGACUUGGCCUAUUAGAAAUAAAGCUGCACAAAGACUUGCAAAGAUUUUGUGAAUGGAUCUGAAGCAAAGGAACAACACUGAAGAAACAGAACACACGGAGCUGAAGUGAUGGCUGGACUCUCCCCAACCCGCGGCGUCACUGGGCUGCUGUGAGCAGAGCAGCGCGCUGCCGUUUCGCAUCGUAACGGAACCCAGAGGAGCCUCCGUAGAUGAGGAGACUGACCGAAGCUUUCGAUCAGUGAGGUGAAUGUUGAUGACACCAUUGAAAUGUUACCAAAAUCAAGAAGAGCUCUCACUAUUCAAGAGAUUGCUGCAUUAGCGCGAUCCUCCCUGCAUGGUAUUUCCCAGGUAGUGAAGGACCAUGUGACAAAGCCUACAGCCAUGGCGCAGGGCAGAGUAGCCCAUCUGAUUGAGUGGAAAGGGUGGUGUAAGCCUAUAGACACCCCAGCAGCUCUGGAAUCUGACUUCAACUCUUACUCCGACCUGACGGAGGGCGAACAGGAGGCUCGCUUUGCUGCCGGUGUGGCCGAGCAGUUUGCCAUUGCAGAGGCUAAGCUGAGGGCCUGGUCCUCUGUGGAUGGCGACGAAUCCAAUGAUGACUCGUAUGAUGAAGACUUUUGUCCUGCCAGCGAGCCCGCCACGCAGAGCACAGAUGUGCCAUCAUAUCCUCCCUACUUGAAGGACCUGAUCCACAACCAGCUCUGCCAACACCUGGGCCUGAGGGGGCCAUCUUCUGAGGGUGGUGGAGGAGGCGGAGAGGGAGGUGGCAGUGGUGAGCCCUCACCCACAGCAGGUUCCCCAGACACCCUGGGCUCUAGCCUCUGCAGCCUCGAUGACCACCAUCUGCUGCUGCGUGACCUGGGCGGCCACCGUGGCACACACUCCCACAGCAACAUUGCUGAGCUUGCUGCAAAGAUCCUGUCGGCACUGCAGGGAGGGGAGGAGCUGCUGGCCCGACUUCAGAGGGUGGGGCAGAGCGGCCCCGGAGGGGGGGACUGUGGCUUUCACAGCUUGGGCGGAGGAGGGCGGGGCAUCAGACCCUCUAGGGAUCAGGACUCCCCUUGCUACUCUGUGUCUUACUCUGAGACAUACCUGUCACCCGGCGAGGAUGAUGACACCCCCUGCAAGGACUAUGAGAACACAGUGUGCCAGGUGGAGGGGAACGCGGUGGAGUACCCGCCCAAUUAUGACCCACGUAGGAGGGUCUCUGACGUGGCCUCCUCUGGAGUGGUGUCCCUGGAUGAGGAGGAUGAAGAGGAGGAGGAGAGGCCAGUAGAGCCAAACAACCAGUGACUCCUCUCUUCUUACCUCAGUGUUUAAUCCCUCCAAAUCUUUUGAGGAUUUUCUUUUUUCCAACAGCUCUCCACCAUGGCAUCUGAGAAGUUUUAACAUCAACACUCCUCUGACUGAAGUAUAAACCAUCCGUCUUUGCCUUACUUGCAGCAUUUCAGCUCCUCCUCUCCACCUUGUAACUUUUUUUUUUCUCCCCAUUUGUUUUAUCAACUGUUUUCUCUGAAAGCGUCCAAACAAUCUUUUUAGUAGUAUGAGAACAGGAGUGUUUGACAGCUGUCCAACAAGUUAACCAUGGGUAUGACGCCCAGUUUCCAGCUCCGUUCCUACCUGGCAGACAGAAUGACUGAGUUCUAACUCUGACUUAUCUUUGCAUGUGUUUUGCAAGUGCUGAAAUUAAUGGGCUGACCUGGUCUUGAGCACGGUUUGUAAUCUUAGCUGUUCUGUAUAACCCUCGGCCAUCUACACAGCGCGUCCCAUGGGAGGGCAGGUUGACACUGCAUCCUGGGACCUGCCCUCCCCACCUGCACCCCUUCUCCUCCUUUGCAAGAGACAAAAUAGCAUCCUUUGGGGCAUGGCUUGCUGAGUAUGCCAAACAAUUUAACCCUGUCACAAGCAAUUAUGAGCAAAUGCUGGAAUGUUUUAAAAGUGACAGGAUUCAGUAUGUAAUUUAAAAUAAAGUUAAAAAAGACUUGUCACAGAUGAUAUGACAGGAAUGAUAUGCUUUUAUUGUACUAGUUUUCUAUCACUCCAACAUGUUGUUGUUCAUAUUAUUCCCAACAUCAUUAUGAUGGAAAUCUGCCAUAAUGAUCAAAUAAAGCUACUGGAUAUUUUUGGGAUUUUGUGGAUUCCUGCAUGGAAGACAUGAGGACUUUGGUUGUCCUAAAAAAAAAAAA